CUUCAGCACACUUUCGCGAGUAGCGGCAAUGAGCGCUGUCAGCUAGCUAGGAUCUUAUAUUGACCUUUACGUGAUUGUGCUAGCCUGGUUUUUGCUGAUUCAAUGUAAAUGUAUAAGAAACGCCUGAAAUCUGGUUGAUUUUUUGCGUUGUGUCUCUAAGUCUUAAUUUGUCAGCCACUUGCUAGCAAGCGUUGGCUAGCUAUAGUCAUCCAUCACUAUGGCCAGUGCAGCAAACGCAAACCUAAACGCAGUACGGGAGACGAUGGACGUGUUGCUGGAGAUCUCCAGGUUGCUCAACACUGGCUUGGAUAUGGAGUCUCUAUCCAUAUGCGUGAGACUGUGUGAGCAGGGCAUCAACCCAGAAGCUCUUUCUGCAGUCAUCAAAGAACUGCGGAAAGCUUCCGAGUCCCUUAAGGCUUCCGAGAACUGUACAAACUGAAGAUAAAAACAGAUCACUUAAGUUUUUGGACCUUUUAAUGGGAUCGUGCCUCCUACCUGCAAGUGUACAUACAUGGGAUCGCCAGCUAAUCAGAUUUGUCUCCGUUUUGGCACUGUGUGUCUAAUUGGUGACUAAUGUGCUUCUCUUUUGUGUUUUUAAUGUAGUCUUCUCCUGAAAUGAGUUCGUACCAUUCUGUCUCAAAUAUAGACAUACUCCAUGUUUUUCCUGUUACUUCAGGCUAUAAUUGACUUUCUGCCUUAAUUUGAGUGCAGACUCGAUUUCUGAUCAUUAAUUUGUUUUUUAAUAUCUGUAAUAUAUUGUGAAUUGUUUUAGUUUUGCAUUUCUGUUUUUUCUCAACUUUUGCCAUUUUUGUUUUACAUGUGGCAGAUGAAGUGUAAAUUAAAGUGUUACAGUGAGCGGCCA
Oreochromis aureus is the source of this 862-nucleotide messenger RNA. It is a transcript of the gene mzt1, whose product is annotated as mitotic spindle organizing protein 1. The transcript is spliced from 3 exons. NCBI's taxonomy places the organism in Eukaryota, Metazoa, Chordata, Actinopteri, Cichliformes, Cichlidae. The record is from RefSeq and is a predicted model, not a curated record. Gene Ontology annotation, biological process: mitotic spindle assembly; gamma-tubulin complex localization; microtubule nucleation by interphase microtubule organizing center. Gene Ontology annotation, cellular component: centrosome; spindle; gamma-tubulin ring complex. Bases 218 to 439 code for a protein of 73 amino acids.